This is a messenger RNA of Ambispora gerdemannii, 756 nucleotides long. The record is from the annotation of a GenBank genome assembly. Lineage: Eukaryota; Fungi; Glomeromycota; Glomeromycetes; Archaeosporales; Ambisporaceae.
AUGCCGCUGGUCCGGAGAGCUUGGCAAACGGUUUCAACUUCAGAGGUAUCAUCUCAGAAAUUUCACCAAUCUUUAACUCCUGAGGAAGCCAGAGAAGCCUUGAAAAAGAUAAUUCAUACAGCAGAAGCAUAUGCUAGGAUCUCCAAGAAUAAAGAUGAGUUUUUAAGAUUAGUUAAAGAAAAAUAUCAUCCCAAAAGAGAUUUACCUUAUAUUGAUGUGGAGGCAAUGAAUGAUGACAAAAAGGAGACUAAAUUUGAUAAAGCAAUAAAAGUCUUAUUAAAAACUCCUCCGCAAAGUAAAGAAAAAACCAAAUUACUUACUGAUAAUCAACUACAAAACAAGUUUAAUUAUUAUCAGCAAAAAAUCCACGCGAGCCAAAAAAAGAACCGCGAGAAAGCCUUAGAUAAAUAUUUGGUGCCGGUUUUUGCAACGGUGCGGGAAGUUAUUCAGCGGCAGACGGAACUUUUGCUUUUCCCUACCCAAAUAUUUGGGGGGAUAGUGCUCCACCAUGCUAAUAUCGCUCAAAUGAAUACGGGGGAAGGGAAAACUCUGACCGCCUUUUUGCCAAUUUGUCUUAAUGCUUUAUCGGGUCGCACUGUUUUUGUUAUUACGGUUAAUGAAUAUUUAGCCCAAAGAGAUUGGCACUUGGCUAAGCCUAUUCUAGAUUUUUGUCAAAUUACUUCGGGCGUUAAUCUUACUAAUCUUAAAAACUCAUCUUUAUUCUUGGAGAUCCUAGCAUAUGCUUCUGCUGUAUGA